This is a messenger RNA of Monomorium pharaonis (pharaoh ant), 1964 nucleotides long. RefSeq names its product cytochrome c oxidase assembly protein COX19. The record is from RefSeq and is a predicted model, not a curated record. The transcript has a single exon. NCBI's taxonomy places the organism in Eukaryota, Metazoa, Arthropoda, Insecta, Hymenoptera, Formicidae. Gene Ontology annotation, biological process: mitochondrial respiratory chain complex IV assembly. Gene Ontology annotation, cellular component: mitochondrial intermembrane space. The coding region runs from base 1128 to 1391 and encodes 87 amino acids.
GGAAAUGUCGGCUAAUUAUACAUAUCAAUUUAUGUUUAAAAAAAAAUAACUUAGUUUUUAAUAAUUGCAUUGCUAAAUUUAGCGCUCGAUCGUAUUUUAACUUCCAACUAGGCAGCGCUUUAAUCUAAUCAAACUGAAAAUUUUUUAUGUAAACAACACUAUGUUCACGUUCGUGUGCGUUACGUAAUUUUCUUCUUUUAUUGAUAUUUGUAUUUUAAAUAUUUUUCAUUUAUCGAGUCAUAUACAUAUAUUAAAAUUUAUAAUAAAAUAAAUAAUGAUAUAAAAUGACUCUUUUACCGAUUUUCUGUAAAGAAAGAGAUAAUUAUUUCUUAUAUUCAAUCACAACAGGUUAAUAAUAUAUAUAUUUAAACAUUAAAUUCUUAUAUCAAAUACAUUAUUAAUAAUAAAUAAAUUUCACUCGAUAAUUACACAUAUAAACCUGUUGUAAUUGAAUAUAAGAAACAUCUUUCUAUAUAGAAAAUCUGUUACAGAGUUAUUUUUUCAUCAUUAUUUAUUUUAUUGUAAAUUUUAAUAUUCUCUAGCAAAUUGAGACUUAAUAGAUUUCAGGAAUUAUUAACGUGGCAUAUAAUGAUAGUUUAAAGUUACAAUAUAUAUACUUGUAGAUUAGAAAAGCCUAUCUAAUCUAUAGAAAUGUAGUUCAUCGAUCAUAUGUCAAAUUAAAACAUUGUAUCGCUACGAAUCACGUUCAGCUAAAAUCAACGUGGCAACAAACAAAACAGAAAAGGAUAAUCUUAUCAUAUACUGUAAAUAACAUGUUGAUAUAGAAAUAAAAAUACCACUCAAGCUGUUCAAAGUUUGUGCUGAUCCCGCGUUCCUCGUCAGGGGAACGUUGGCACUCGUUGGUUAAUAGGCGGCGCUGAGAGCUGAGAGUCGAAAGCCCAUCUGCUGCUGGUAUGUGCAGGGUAGCAGGGAUGUCGCUUCGAGGUUUUCAGAGUCGAUGGACCGCGGAGGUUAGGUGAGGGGGUAGCAAGAAGGAGCCUGGAUCGUUGUGGAUCACGGUCAGCCAAGAUGGCGAGUUGUCGUGGGGGCUGAGGGGGCCUGACCAGCGUCUUCUUCGUUCGUCGCAGUAUCUGGGGGUGUUCGCUUCCGUGAAGUGGCGUAUUAUUAUGUCCUCGUACACGUUCUCGCAGAGGCUGUUCACGCCAACGCCGCCGGAGCGCGGCAGCUUCCCGCUGGACCAUGAGGGCCGUUGCAAGAGCACCAUGAUCAGGUAUAUGCGCUGCCUGGCCGAGAAUCGUAGUCAGAAUACGAUGUGCCGCGACAUCGCCAAGGAGUACCUCGGCUGCCGCAUGGAUCAUGAGCUGAUGGCGCGCGAGGACUGGUCCAACCUCGGCUUCACCGAAAACGUCGAGGGCGCCAAAGAAACGUAACGUCAAUAUCGUCGUCUUCGAGAACAAAUAGAGGGGGAAGGGAAGGUCCCAUCCUUAUCGUAAUUGUUGUCGUUCGUUUCGACUGUCCUCUCGAGAGUGCCUGGUGCACUCUCUGGUUACUUGGUGCUCUUGGAACUUUCCGAUGUAAAUAGGAUACGCCGUAACGACAAUUCGGUGAUUUAGUGUGUUCAAACGAGAAUACGCACUGCCAGCCAGGUGCAACAAGGACUUCCUCUAUGUUAGUGUUAUUGAGAAAAAAGUAACAAUAAAAAUUAAAAGAGACCAAGAGAAAGAGAAACUGAAACGAUAUUAAAAAUCCAUGUAUUUACCUUUUAUUUUCAUAUAAGAAAGAUUGUAAAUUAAGUUGUAUCGCUCGUUGGGUCGAGCCUCUUGAGCUUUAAUAUAAAGACAUCCUUGUGUAGCUCGUACAGCUGGAUUGUGUUGCAACCCAAGUGGCCUAAGAGAAGAAAUAUCCCACAAAUAAAAAAGAGUUCUGAUAUUUAUAUCACACGUUGAAAGCUGAGAAGUCUAUCGCGGUUUGUGCAAACUGAUAUAGAGAACGAAAGAUAAACG